AUGAGCGCAGAGGUUGCCUCCAGUUGGAAUUCCUUUCAGGAGACUCAGUCUGAUUUGGAAGUGAUCUUAGAGUUCCUGGAGGACUACUACAGACAAAACACUGCAGAAAAUGGUGUGCCUGUACAUGAGAGAUCUGUGUCUGUCAAUCAAACACGUGUUCAACCCUGGAACUGCCUCGAGCUGUCAGACAGCAAACCUGCUUUUCAGACCUGCCUAGCACACAGUGUCCAAUCAGCCUCCGGCCAAAACACAACAGCAACAUUGUCUGAGCACGGGUCACUGCCAAACUUUGUAUCAACAAGACAAUCAGCGAAACACCCAGCCACCGUAGCGGGGAGAGCUUGCCCAGUGCCUGCAGGUAGAAAGCUGCGACUCUUCCACUUCCUGUUUGAGAUGUUGGAGGAUCCGAGCAUGGCCCACUGUUUGUCCUGGGUGCCGGCAGCCGCCGGGGUUUUCCGCUUUUCCUCCAGGAACAAGGACCAGGUGGCGGCGCUGUGGGGGCAGAGGAAAGGCAACAAGAGGCCCAUGACCUACCAGAAGAUGUCCCGGGCCCUCAGGAACUACGCCCGGACCGGGCACAUCUUCAAGGUGAAGAAAAAGCUCACCUACCAGUUCGGCCGGGAAACGCUGAUGUCCCUGCAGAAGUUUUAUGGAUGAGAUUUCUAGAUUCUUUACAUUUCCCUUUCAAAAUAAAGAAAAGAGACUCUCACUACUAACGUUUAGCUGCUACUGGGAAUUACAUUCAUUAMCAAUAUUCCAUUUAUUAAAAACUAAAGGCAGCUAAAUCAAGUGGUUUUUUUUGUAAUUUACAGUAUUUGUUUCCUUCUUGUUAUAUAUUUACUUUUUUUGUCUCACUACAUUUAUUCUUUGAUUGUAAGAGCUGAUCGUCAGCUCUGCAGUUUUUUAAGGCACAAA
Austrofundulus limnaeus is the source of this 915-nucleotide messenger RNA. It is a transcript of the gene spi2, whose product is annotated as Spi-2 proto-oncogene. The transcript is spliced from 5 exons. Gene Ontology annotation, cellular component: nucleus. Gene Ontology annotation, biological process: cell differentiation; regulation of transcription by RNA polymerase II. Gene Ontology annotation, molecular function: sequence-specific DNA binding; DNA-binding transcription factor activity, RNA polymerase II-specific. The coding region runs from base 1 to 657 and encodes 218 amino acids. The record is from RefSeq and is a predicted model, not a curated record. NCBI's taxonomy places the organism in Eukaryota, Metazoa, Chordata, Actinopteri, Cyprinodontiformes, Rivulidae.